CCCCCUCGACUUCCCUCACCGCCGCCGUCGCCACUCGCGAUAUUACAUGUACAAAAGCUCAGGGCUGGAAGGAGAGAACGAGCUUGCUUUGCUCGGUGGUAGCCAUGGCGACGCGGGCGCUCUCUCAGAAGGAGCAGGACAUACAGAUGAUGCUCGCCGCCAACGUCCACCUCGGCGCUAGGAACUGCGACUUCCAGAUGGAGCGCUACGUUUACAAGCGACGACCUGAUGGUGUCCACAUCAUCAACCUUGGCAAAACUUGGGAGAAGCUUCAGCUAGCAGCUAGGGUUAUAGUUGCCAUUGAGAAUCCUCAGGAUAUUAUCGUCCAAUCUGCAAGGCCGUAUGGUCAGAGAGCUGUUUUGAAGUUUGCACAGUUCACAGGUGCUCAUCCUAUCGCAGGGAGGCAUACACCAGGAACAUUUACCAAUCAGCUGCAGACAUCCUUUAGUGAACCUCGUCUUCUAAUUCUUACUGAUCCUAGAACUGACCACCAGCCUAUCAAGGAAUCUGCUUUGGGAAACAUUCCAACAAUCGCCUUCUGUGACACGGACUCUCCAAUGCGAUACGUUGAUAUUGGAAUCCCGGCAAACAAUAAAGGAAAGCUCAGUAUUGGUUGUCUCUUUUGGCUGCUGGCAAGAAUGGUUCUGCAGAUGCGUGGCACUAUUCCCCUUGGACGUAAAUGGGAAGUAAUGGUUGAUCUGUUCUUCUAUAGAGAUCCUGAGGAGGCCAAGGAACAGGAGGAAGCAGAGGCCCCAGUUGCUCCUGAGUUUGGUGCAGUUCCAGACUAUGGUGCCAUGGUACCAAAUGAUCAGUGGACUACUGAACAGUGGAUGCCUGAUGCAGCUGUACCUGCUGGUGUUCCUCCUGUGGCUGGAGUUGAGUGGACUACUGGUCAAGCACCUGUAGCCGCUGAGGGAUGGGAUGCGGCUGCUGCUCCACCAGUGGAAGGUGUUGUUUCUCCUGGUGUUCCGUCUGGUUGGGAGGCGGCUGCACCUGCUGCUCCCGCACCGUCAGGCUGGGAGUAAUUGGGAGCCGUGUGCUAGAGUUUAAAUUCAUGAGUCCAAAUGGUCUCUCUUAUCAGGCUGGGAGUAAUUGGGAGCCCGUGUGCUAGAGUUUCAAUUCAUGAGUCCAAAUAGUGUCUCUCUUAUCGGAAUUUGAUUUUUUUUUGUCUGGGUAGUACAUUUAGAACCUCAAUGGUGCUUUUGUUUACCAUAUUUCAGCUUCCAGCGCUGAAUUAGUUGGCUUUGUGUUGUUUUUGUUUCUUCACUUCUUGGUUGCCUUAAAAGAUGACAACAAAUUUUGAUGCAGUAUCUUAAAUUUAUAUUUUCCUUAAUGAAGUUUGAAGUUUAUUACA
Messenger RNA from Musa acuminata AAA Group (dessert banana), 1354 nucleotides. RefSeq names its product small ribosomal subunit protein uS2. Bases 105 to 1025 code for a protein of 306 amino acids. Gene Ontology annotation, cellular component: cytosolic small ribosomal subunit; 90S preribosome; ribosome. Gene Ontology annotation, molecular function: structural constituent of ribosome. The record is from RefSeq and is a predicted model, not a curated record. The transcript has 5 exons. Gene Ontology annotation, biological process: ribosomal small subunit assembly; cytoplasmic translation. Lineage: Eukaryota; Viridiplantae; Streptophyta; Magnoliopsida; Zingiberales; Musaceae.